Metarhizium brunneum ARSEF 3297 is the source of this 798-nucleotide messenger RNA. It is a transcript of the gene helC, whose product is annotated as Short chain dehydrogenase helC. The record is from RefSeq and is a predicted model, not a curated record. Lineage: Eukaryota; Fungi; Ascomycota; Sordariomycetes; Hypocreales; Clavicipitaceae. Gene Ontology annotation, molecular function: oxidoreductase activity, acting on the CH-OH group of donors, NAD or NADP as acceptor. Gene Ontology annotation, cellular component: cytoplasm.
AUGUCCUCAUCGCCUCAAGUCGCGGUAGUCACUGGCGCCGCCCAGGGCGUCGGCCUCGCCGUGGCCAAGCUCCUCGCGGCGCGCAAUUACCAAGUUGUCCUGAGCGACAUUGACGUCGCCGCGGGCGAGCAGGCCGUCGUCGACAUCAACGCCUCGCUCGGCAAGCAAGUCGCCCACUUCAUCCCCUGCGAUCUCGCCAAAACCGACGACAUCGACCGCCUCUUCCAGCUCACCACGGACAAGUUCUCGGGCUUCUCUGUCCUCGUCAACAACGCGGGCUUCCUGCGCGCGCCAUUUCUGGCCAUCGACGCCCAGCAAAUCAGCGACACCAUCGCCAUCAACCUGACGGCCACCGUCUACGCGACGCACCAGGCCAUCCGCUUCUGGGAGAGCCACGCAGACACGAUCCAGGACGCCAACGUCGUCAACAUUACUUCUUCGUCGUCUUUCAAGACGUAUGCGAGCAUCGCUGCCUAUGGCGCUGCGAAGGCGGGAGCCGCACAAUUCACGUUUGCUUGCCGCUCGUUUGGCCCCCGGAUCCGCGUCAAUGCCGUUGCGCCCACGGCCAUCGCGACCGCCUUUGACAAGAACACCAUGAUGCGCGUGCCGACGGACAAGUCUGGGCCCGGGUACACGCCCGAAGAGGAGAUGCGCGCCAUGGGCUUGGCGAGGCUGCAGCCGGAGCAGGUAGCCGAGGCGGCGCUGCAGUGCAUAGAUGACCGUGAUAGGUUCGGAAAGGUUGUCUACUUGGACGCUACCGAGGGACAAAGGAUCCAUGCUGGCUUUCUGCCAGAGUAA